GUGUUUUCGCGCGAGCCCGGGAGAUCAUUGCUGUGUGUGUCCGGCACCGCCAGCUGUAUCGAACCUCCGCCAUGCUCUUCCAGUCAGUAGUGAGCAGACCCAGGCUGGGAUGGAGACACAGAGGUGAAUAUCGCGAUAACGCGGCGGGUGAAUGAAUGGGAUAUUUACUAAAGUGCGAUUUAUUGGCGAGCUGAGGGGCUAUUUACUAAAGGGAAUCUCGCAUCUAUGGCCAGAGGAGCCAAAAUCAACGCAUAGCUGACUGAGAGUAUAUAUUAACCAAUUCUGGCUAUUUUAUCAUUGAAUUUAAAUUCACAAUUAUUAUUAUUUUUAUUUUUUUUUGAAUGAAUGAAUAAACUUGUCUGGUUGCAAUUACAUGUCUGUUCGUCCACCCAUUGUAAAGCGCUGCGGAAUUUGAUGGCGCUCUAUAAAUAACAUAAUAAUUAUAGUAAAAAAAUAGCUCACUUCUGGGCCAAGACACGUCCACAAACUGUGGAAGGUGGCAGAAGACUUCGAGGCAGGUAGACCUGUGUGGUGGAGGGCAUUCGGGACAUAUGGACUGACACCCAUUGUCUCUGCUACUCUUAACGAACGACGACGACUUCCCACCCGGACUUUACCCGAACGCCUUUAGGGACAUAAUUCGCACUACUAAUCCCAGACUUCACCACGUUGACACUCAGGAGGGAUGUAAACAGCUUGACUAACUCCUGGGGGGGCGAUGCCCCUACAGUUCUAUAGACUUUUAAAUAUAAACAGUUGACAAACUUCAUUGACACCCUCCCCAAAGGACAAGCGCUCACCAGACAACCGACCACAUUUGAGGACCUAGGCGCUCGUUGCACCAGAAUCACUAUAGCCUCAUGUAGUAGUUAUGGUUCCAGGAGUGACCUGGCUCCUCCAGAGUAAUUUAUCAGGCCAUUUUAGAAUGUUUGACAACUUAACUGGUUCCCAAAGGGCAUAAGCUGAACAUCCUCUGCCAAUGGGUGCAGACCUGCUUAGCUAGUGAAGACAUCAGGAUGUGAUACAGGAGCUUGCCAGGUAAGAUGUCAAACCAUUCUAAAAUGGUUUGGCAGAUCACACAUGGACAGCACCAGGUCAUUCCUGGCACCUUAACCACAAAACUAGACUUCAGUGGCUAUGGUGCUGGGAGUGUUUAUAUAAAAACCAAAAAUAAGCACACAUGUUUAUCAGAGUUCGUAUACUUGUAUUAAUAACCAUAUUUUCCUUAAAUUGUAGGCUCCACUGGGUACCCUCUCUAUUCUCUCUUGGAAGAUUACCAAUGUGUCAGACCUGAUGAGCAUACUUCCUAUGGUGAAUUGGGCAUGCCAGUGCCUCCAUUUGGGUGCUCGUUCAGUGCAGGUAAACAGAUUUUUUUUACAUUUAUUUAUAUUUUUGUUAGCAGGUAAAGGAACAUGCCACUACAGCCUUUUGGUGGUUAUAGUGCAAGCAGUGCCCUGGCACCCUCCCAGUGUAAGUAAUCAAAACUUACCUGAGAUCCAGUGGUCACCGCCUCCUCUUCAAUUCGAUGCAGGGUGUAGCUGAUUGCUCAGCUGAAACUCUAAACCAAUGAGCUCUGCAGGGCUUAGCUCAACAGAGCUGUCAGAAGUUCUUUGCAGGAGCUUCUGGGCUCCGGAGGAAGUGAACGACUCCUGGCAGACCCACAGUGAAUUGUCAAACUGUUUGCAAACGUUUUACUAUUGCAAUAGACUGCAUUAAAGUGGCACUGUCAUGCUGAAAUUACCUUUCCCCAAUCGCUUCCUCUUCUUUCAGUUUCUCAGGAUCUGUUCUUCAUUUCUUCCUAUCUGAUCUAGUUUUCUUUAAAACAUAAGUCAAAGUAGAGGGACUACUUUGUCUUAUGUACAUUUCCUACGCUUGACCUGCUCUGACCCACUUCAUGUGCAUGUCCACUAAACAGUGGGCAGCCUGUGGCUGCUCACUGUUUAAAAAAAGAAAACUACUAUCCGGCCCUAAAAAACAAUAAGGGCGCAGACUGAGCUCUCCAUGGCGGGGGGAAGGCUUAUAAAGCCUUGCCACGCCCUGCAAUUAGGCUAAGAACACUCUGGUUGGUUUAAGCCAAUCAGAGUGCUCUUUGUCAUUUUACACAGCAUGGGAAAAUUCCAAAGAACUUUCCCACACUGUGUAAAAUGACAGAGCACUGUGAUUGGAUGGAUUUCAAGCCACCCAAUCAGAGUGCUCUGUGUUAUUUUACACAGCGUGGGAAAGUUCUUUGGAAUUUUCCCUCGCUGUGUAAAAUGAUACAGAGCACCGUGAUUGGCUUAAACCAACCAAUCAGUGUUCUUAGCCUAAUUGCAGGGCGGGGCAAGGCUUUAUAAGAGCGCUCCAUGGGUGAAGAUAGAUUAAUUUUUUUAGCGUCUGGGUUUUUUCUUUUUUGUCGGGAUUUUUUUUUUUUUUUUUUGCACUCUGGGUUUUUAUUUUAAGUUUGGCGGGUAUGAUGGCUUUUUAUUUGGCCUUUUUGGGGGCUGAAAAAUGAAGAUUUUAGAAAAAAGAAGACAUCAAAUGGUAAGUUUAAUUUUUGUUUACAGGUUAUUUUAUUCUUCCCCCCCCUCCCCAGUUGUCAUUUAGGGCCCCCACCUGUCGCCCAUGGGUGGGGACCGGGUGGAGGACAAUAGGUGUGUCCCCCCCUAAUUGUUUUUUAGGGGGGGUGGUGGUUAGUAGAAUCUUUUUAUUUAUUUUUUAUAACAGUGAGCAGCCACUGUUUAAUAGACAUGCCCCUACUCGCGGUAUAGCGAGUAGGGGCAGAAUUUACUAAUACUAAGUAAUCUUUACUUAGUAUUACUAAAUUUGGCUGAAAGACCAAUUUAGGUCUUUCCGCAUUUUAGUAGAUAACUCCCUGAUACCAUGGGAAUUAGGGAGUUAUCUACUAAGCGGCUGCAAGAUGCAGCCAUAGCACGAAUAGGAUCGGAGUUUCAUUCAUUCGAAUGAAAUUGCGAUCCGAACAAAGUCCCGAAUUGCAUCCUAACACGAAUGGAGAAACUGUUAGGUUGCAAUUCGGCAGUUUUGUCGGCGUUCUGUCUAAGUGACAGGACGUUCGGCAAUACUGACAGGAAGCAUCAUGGGAACAGGGAGGAAAGCUAAGGAUCAUGGGAAAAUUGCUCUGACCAGCGGAAAUGAAGCACACUUUGCUCCUCCGCUGGUCAAGCGGAGGAAACCUCCAUAAGGCAAAGAGUCCCUACUUUGUCUUAUGAUUUUAAAGAAAACUAAAGAAGAGAGGAAGAAAAGAAGAACAGAUCCUGAGAGGGGGGGAGAAGAGGAAGAGAUUGAGGAAAGGUAAGUUCGGCAUGACAGUGCCGCUUUAAUGAAAUUCUGGUCUGUGCUGCGGCUACAUCUUGUGGUAUCAGGGUGCUAUCUAUUAAAAGACUGAAAGACCAAGAUUAGUCUUUUAGCCAACUUCACGAAUACUAAGUAAAAAAUUACUUUGUAUUAGUAAUUUAUCUUCCCCUUAUCACUAUACUGUGAGUAGGGGCGUGUCUACUAAACUGUGAGCGGCCUGUGACAUGAUUUCAAUCCCCCUUGUGUAAAUAUGGGGGUCAUAUUGACCCCUAUAGAGUGAGAGGACGACAUAGGGGGCUUAGGAAGUGGUAAAGGAACAUGCACUGCUUCCUGCUGCUUCUAUUUUUACAUAUUACAAGGAGGGAGCUGUGCGCUGUUAGCUCACUCUUUGUAAUAAACUGAACGAACGAACACAGAUAUUUGGUGUUUGUUUGUUCGUCUGAAAUUUCUAUUCAUUCCUUCGUCUUUCUGACUAAUAAAUAAAUAGAUGAAAUUCCCGUCCGAAUUUCGGACAAUAGUAAAUGCCCAAGUGUUUAACUGGGCAUGCCUGGGAAUUUCACAGCGCUAUCUAGUGUGGGCAGAUGACGUGUCCCACAGAUGGUGGUGCCCAGGACCUAUGUCCGGGCAUAAAAUAAUCAUGAAAAAAUAGGUAAUAUGGGGGCUUUGGGGGGACAAUUAGAUGUAGUGGAAUCAGGAGGGGGUAAAAAAUAAAUUUAAAAAAACUGGAUUCGUCUAUGACAGUGCCGCUUUACCACUGAAAUAGACUGUAGUGGUCGUGUUGUAUAAAGAAGUGUUUCUUUAAGUGCAGUUGCCAGGGUAUGCCAGUCUUGCUAUAGUAAUGACACAUUCCUAGUAAAGCGAUGUUUCCUUCUCAUAAAACAAAGUAGUCUUGUAAUACUUGUGUGGUAAUCCUUUACUAUUUUCAGUAUAUGGAUUGCCUUGUGUAAAAUCACUUUGUUUUAAGUUUAGAUUGUUUUAUUUUACAGCGUCAGAUAUUCCUCAAGUUCUUGCUGUGGCUAAUGAAGAAGGCAUUGUUCGGUUGUAUGACACUGAAUGCCAAGAUACCAAGAAACUGGUUGUGAAAGGUGAGCCUUCUUCAACAUAUUUUCUUAUUCAGUUUAUUCACUUUUAAAGAAAUUGUUGUCCAUAACAAGCUCCUUAUAUAGCUUUUUUUAUUAUUUUUUUAUCGCAAAGUAACUCCAUCUAUACACUGCACUGUUGAAUUAUAGUAGAUGCAUAUAUGUGAAAUUAUAAAAAGUUAUAUAACCCACAUCCUGUUCCUGGAUUUGCACAGAAGUUGCCACUUUGAAGUUCACCACGUAACCUUGCAACCCCCUUGAACUGUCCCAAAUACUGUGUACUCAGAUCAGAUAUAGUGGUGUGUUCACCCACAGAAGAUCUGUGCUUUUAUGUUCUCUGGCACCUAAAUUAAUCUCAAAGCCAGUUCUAUCAUGCAUAGCAAUCCAGAGUGACACAUAUAUCUUGCAUAUAUUAUCUUAAUGUAAAGUAUUACUGCAGAGAAAGGUGUAUUUCCUUAUCCUUUUUUGGUAAUUUACUUAUUUCUAAAUCCAGCAUGCACAGAUUAUGGUUCAAAUAAAAUACAAAUAUCAGUAUGUCACCCAGGUUUAUAGCAACGUUACAAAUUACUUAGAAUACAUGUUCAGCUGUAUUAUUGUUGUUAUUAUUAUAAACACACUAAGUUGCAUUUGGCUCAAAGGUGUAUAAUUUAUUUUACUCUUUAUUUAGAAUGGAUGGCCCACACAAAUGCGGUUUUUGACAUUGCUUGGGUUCCCGGAGAACACAAAAUUGUAAGUAACAUCUGCUUUUAUUUUAUCAAUAUGUUUUAACAAAAUGUGUGAGUAAAUUCCCGCAGUAGGAAGUUUUGCAGACUUGAUGAUUGUCUAGUUUUGUUUUAUGCACAUGUUUACCUAAAGUCAAUUUUUUAUAUCUUUAGCGGCCUCCCUUUGCAACUUUAUAAUGUUACAUGUAAGUCUAGUUUUCUCUUUAUUUCCAAAGCACAGAUAACGGAUUUAAACUUUUAAGGUAAAAAUAGCUUUUCUAAAUGUGUAUCCCCCACACCACCACAACCUCAACCUGUUUUCUGAGUUUGUGAUGCAUCUCUUUUCAGGUUACAGCUUCAGGGGAUCAGACCGCUAAGCUUUGGGAUGUGAAAGCUAGUGAGGUCAUCGGAGUGUGCAGAGGACAUCAAUGUAGCCUGAAAUCUGUUGCUUUCUCGAAGUUUGAAACAGGUAUCCGUAAUUUUAUUGCAUAUUCAUGAGCACCACUGACUGUAUUUGGUUAAUUCCUUGUUCAUAUUUAUUUUUCUUAAUAAUUAAAAUGCUUUGAAAUCAUCAACAUAACAUCACUUUGCUAUUUCCCCAUUCAUUGAAUGCUCAUAGAGUACAGAUCUAUAUCAUAUAAGUUGUAUUUUUUUUUAAAUUUGUUGUAAACAAUUAUGUCUUGGAAAUGUCUUUAAAGAGCUACUAGAACAUCUUUUUUCUCUCCCUCCAUGUAUUUGAUAUGUUAUCCCGCCCUCUUCCCUAAAAUGAGUAAAUAAGAUCUAGUUAAGAUCUCUCCUUUUUGAAUUGUUUUGGUAUUUAAUCAAGCUUCUUGUACAGUAUUAACAGGGAGUGACUAUAUUUCUCACUCUGUUACAGAGACACUCUAAGCACCUAACCCAAUACAUCUUAAUGCAUUGGUUUUGGUGCAAAGACUUUUCCUUUCAGUCUGACUAAUGUAAAUUUUGCCAUUCCUGUGAGAGAGCACACACCCCUAUUGACUGUCUGAGAUCACACCUCUAGUGCUGGUCAGAGAGAGAGAGACAUUCUAAAACACCUCUAGUGGCUGUCAUUAACACCUUCAAAUAGGUGUUUGCUUGCAGCAUUGUCACCUCCAGCAUGAAUAUCAUGAACACUGCUAAUUCUUCUCAUAGAGAAGCAUUGGGAUUAUAAGAAGCUUCUGAAUAGUGCAGCAGUGAUUGCUGCACAUGCGCUAUAGCUCCUGAUGCUUCUUUGUCAUUACUAUUGGAUUGUGAUGGAAAUGAUCAGUACUAUUGAUCUCACAGACCAAGUGGCUGCCACGACAAGAGCAAGACGGCACUAAGCACUAAACGGCACUAAAGGUGAGUUUAGUUUUUAAAGAGGGCCCUAAAUCUAAAAGUUAAAGUGAACACUCAAACAUAACUAGAGUUUGCAGAAAGGGUUGUGGCUUUAUAUCAAGAAAAUAUUUUUUCCUAUCUGAAACUUCCCUACAUAACACAGACUAAUUGUUGCAGUGGCCUAGGACAUUGAUUUUUGCCUGAUUACUAAGCAUCUUGAUUUUCUUGUGUCUUAGUAUUUCUAUGUGCUACACUGUAAACCCCUUUUUUUCAGUAGAGAUAACUGUGUAUUUUAUUUUCUGUGCAGCUGUGUUCAGCACUGGUGGGAGAGAUGGAAACAUCAUGGUCUGGGAUACACGAUGCAACAAGAAAGGUAAUUUAUUCACUCUGGUAUUACAGUUCUGAUUUUAUGAAUCAUUUUUAUACGUCUGCAAACAUUUAUUGAAACUGUAAAAUAGCAUUUUGGAACAUGUUACAAUGUAUUUCUGUAUGUGUAUUGUAGAUGGUUUUUAUAGACACGUGAACCAAAUAGCCGGGGCUCAUAAUGCUCUGGAAAAGCAAACGCCAUCUAAAACAUCAAAGAAGAAGAAGCCAGCUAUCAGAGGACUCGCUCCGUCUGUGGUAAAUAAAUGUUUUUGUUUAAAUGUUGGAAUUAUGCAAAAUGUACUAUAUCUAAACCUGGUGAACUUCUGAAUAAAUAUCAUCCUCCAAUCCUAGUGCCAUUCACUUUUUUUAGAUUUAUUUUUCUCUUUACCACUGUCCCCUCCAGUGUUCUUGUUUGUGUUCAGUAUUCAAAGUAAAAGCGUGUGGGCGGACUAGUUUUAGUUUGUUUUUUUUUUUGUUUGUUUAUAUAUAAUGAAUUUGGUUUAAUGUUUAAUGAUAAACAGAAAGCACUAUAAAAAAUGUUCUGGAAAAACAAUCACCUUUUUUUUUUUUUCCUCUAGGAUUUUCAGCAAAGUGUGACUGUAGUAAUCUUCCAAGAUGAGCAAACAAUUAUUUCUGCAGGAGCAGUUGAUGGGUAAGUUGGACACUGACAACUUCAUAUGAACCUGUAGAAUUAUUCCAUUUCCCCUUUAGCAUAUGCCAUUUAUGACAAAAUGAUAGAUACAAUUUAAAGAGAAGAAAUCCAUCUGUAGGUAAAAAAAAAAAAAGUCAACCCCAGAUGGAAAAAUAACCUUUUUCUUUCUCAGAUUUGGUGUGUUUUAUUUCACACUUUAGACAGCCUUUUUUUGUUCGUCAAUAAAUGUAAACCUCUUGUUACAUCCUAGCAUUGUGAAAGUGUGGGACUUGAGAAAAAAUUACACUGUAUACAGACAAGAUCCAAUACCGUCUAAAAUCUUUCCCUAUCCUGGAAAUAGUACACGAAAACUCGGUAUGUAUCUGUUUCUUUUACAAACUUUAUGUUGGUGUGUAUGAUAACAUGAUAACCGAGCACUCAAAUUACCAUAAACAAUACAGGCCACUGCAGUGGUUAUGUAGCCAGGAGUGACCUGGUGCUAUUUCAGUAUAACUGUCAAAAUGUUUUGCUUGGUUUAACACUUACCUGGGUUGUGCUGCUUGUCUGCUCUGCUUUUAGUCUUGUGGAACAAGAGAAGCUGGAUUCUGAUACAGGUGUUCAUUGAGUGGCAUAGAGCAUGAGCCAGUGAAAAGGUUAAAUGUAUUUUUGUAUUGAAUAAACAAUCGUUUCUCCAGCUUUGAGAAUACUGAAAGCAGAGCGUGUGCAUUGCAGGAUUGAGGCAAGUGUCAAACUGUGCUAAAGCAGUUUGAUGGAGUAUGCUAGAUUGGUGCCAGGAUACUCCUGGCUAGUGCAGGCUGUAGUGGUUAUGGUUCUUAUUGUUCAUCUAAUAUGUGCAAUCCUAGUAGUUUAAAGAAUAAGAAUUUUUUUUAAUUCUAUUCUAUGUACAUAACUGCUCACCUUUUUAUUUUUUGCAUUGAAUCAGACACAUCUAUUAGAGAAACAAUGGAUGUAGACUAUCUUUUUGCAUGCUGCAUUAUAUUAUUUAAUCUAAUUGCGCAGGCUGCCCCUGAAUGCUAUGUGUGUGACAACCACUAGUUAGGUGUGACUUCUCCGAAAUAGUACUGUUUUAAUUUGCAAGGCUACAGGGGCUGUAGAUUAAGUGAUUUGAGAGCCAAGACAGUCCCUUUAAAUAUAGCAAGCUAAAUGUCAAAUAAUUAUAAACAUUUGACAUAUGUUUUCAGAAAGUGGCUACUGACCUGGGACAGUGCAAGAUGUGGGAGUUGUUUUCUCUCUGUUACCAUAAAAGGGAUUGGUCAUCAAAGCUCUAGUCUAAACUCCAACAAAUGGGUUCUAUAAUUACUGGUUCAACUUGAUCUCUGCUCUAAUGCUGAUCAUUAUGUUACUGAGAAAGUAUAUAGCUUUUAGCUGCUGACUGGUGGGUUACCAUUAUUUCUAUUUAUAUUAUGUACAACAAAUUUGUGAAGGAAGAUAACUUAAUAGAAAUAUUACUAGUCUUAAUUUUGAACCCUUUCAAUACAAUAUAAGACAAAAAAAUUUAAAACAACCUAUGGUGACCCAUGCCUCUUAGCCUACAUGGGUUGUUGCAAACAUUGCUGUGCUUAUACAGCUCAUCCUCCAUUUACCACCAUUUCUCACUUUUUAGUAGCAUGUUCACUUACCUGGCAAUAAAUUUUAUUUAUUUGCUUUGUCAGGAUAUACCAGCCUUGUAUUGGACUCAACUGGAACAAAUUUGUUUGCAAAUUGCACUGAUGACAAUAUCUACAUGUUUAAUGCAACAGGACUGAGGUCUGACCCAGGUGAGACACUACUUUUAAAGACUGUAUUUUCAUGUACUGGCACAUUCCCAGAGGAUCCUGUUAGGUUACAUCACAGAUAAACAUUCCGUUUCCAUCCAUGAAUUUUAUUUCCAAUAUUUUUUUCUGUGCUUUUUUUUUUUUUUUUUUUUACAGGAUUAGUAAAGGGCUCCAUGCAAGGGGGGUAAUUACAUUCCAUUCAACCUUGAGUACAAUUGGAACCCAAUAAACUUGAGUACAUGUAAAUGUUUAGUAUGUCUAAAUGUAGUUCGUGACAGAGAUAAUAUGUAAUUGAACAAUGAAAUGUCAAUUACCUUUGUCCUGUGGUUAAAAACACCCAUCAUUAACUCCAUGGAGCUAACUGAAAAGUGGAAAGAAAUACUCCAUUGCUCUCAGAUUGGCAGCCUGGGGAGCUGUUUCUGGCAUGAUUUAUAAAAAUGGCAAUUUCAAAUGGAAAUCAAAACUCUUAUACACUGCAAUUUAAUUGAGAUGCUCCUUACACACAGCACUUAAGCAAGCUGAAGUUUUUGGUGUCCUUGGUAAGGCCACUGACAGCAGGUGUAAGUUUCUUUUGCCUUAAAUAAUUAGCUGCUGUUAACUUAUGUGUUUGGCAUACUGGAGUUUAUUCACUAAAUACCCAAUUGCAAAAUCUCUCUUUAGAAAAAUUCUCCAACUCCGACCUAGUCACAGCUUUGCCAUUUUAAAUUAAAUUGUGUAAUUUGGUUUUCAGUUUACUAAAAUUCUGGGUUUGGCGAAUUGCUGCACAAUGCUCCCAAGUCAGAACAAAACAUGAGCCAAUGCCACCUCUUAGGUCAAACAAGGGCUGUAAGAUUUUAGAAAAACAAAUGAGAUGGGUGUAAAAAGAUUUAUCUUAUCAUACUGACAUGCACUUGUAGGAAAGAAAAACAAAUCUUUUUGUAUUUAAUAAUGCAAUAUAAAAAUCUGCUUGAUUUACAUUUACUCUUGAUUUUUGAAAUCUAGUUCACUGUGCACGAACAAUCCUAGACAGGAGAGGGCGCCUGACACUGUAUUGUAUAAAUGUAGCUCUAAGUUUUGACACUGUCUUAACAUGUAAACUCUCGGAGGUAUGAUUAGUGAGUUUGGUGUCAUGGCUCUGCAGGAAUGUGAAGCUGUGAACUCUGCUGAAUUGUUUUAUGAUACAGGAAUUCCUUAGCUGGGCAGAGCAUGUAAAAAUGCGGCUAACUUACUAUGUUUUAAGGCUGGGUUUUUCUUCACCACUUCCUGUGUAUGCAUUGCAAGACUCAUUUACCUUUUGUGCUUCUGGCAAUGUUGAGUUUUCAGAAAUUUAAAUACGCAUGUUUGCCUGCCUUUGUCCAUCAAAAUGUGCUUUUAGUAAUAUGCAUGUUUUCCAUUUGACCCAUUUUACUUCUUUAAUGCGAUUUAUUUUUUUCCUUUAAGAGUGUUUUGUAGAAAAGUGUUUGCUCACCCAUUUCACGGGAAUGUGACUUAUGUAUGUCUGAGUUGGGAAUGUGUAAAAUAGGGAAUGAUGGCCACUUUUUUUGUAUGGGGUUAUUUCAGCUGAAGUGCAUGAAGGCAAUUACUUAGACUUGCUUCUGUGCAGGUGGUGGGUUUAUUUACAUGGAACUGCAGAGCGUGCUGCAUCGCAGGGUCAAUGGCAAGAUGUAACAGUGUUCACAGAAAUAGAGUUUAAAGGACAGAAACUUUCAUUUGUACAGAUUAAUAUUUUUUCCAUUUGACAAUUUGUAUUGUUUUUUUUUUUUUUUAUAUCAAACCACUAUUAUUUAUAUAGUGCCAGCUUAUUCCGCAGCGCUUUACAAAAAGAGGGGAAUUUACCAAAUGAGACAAUCACUAAAUUUAGCAGGAACAAUAGGUAGUUCAGGACCCUGCUCAAACAAGCUUACAGUCUAGAGGAGGUGGGGAAUAAAAACACAAUAGGAAGGGUAUUGAGGGAGAUCAUGGUGGGAAAGUAGCAGGAGUGGAGUGUGGCCCGUUAGGAGAGAGCAAGAGGAAGGUUUGAGAGAUAGAAGUUACUCUUGGAGAUCAUAAGCAUUCCUGAAAAGAUGGGUUUUGAGGUACUUCUUAGAUGAUUGAAGACUAGGGGAGAGUCUGACAGGGGUAGGCAGGCUGUUCCAAAGGAAAGGAGCUGCCCGUGAGAAAUCUUGCAGGCAUGAAUUUGCAGUAAGGGUGUGUGCAGCAGACAGGAGAAGGUCACCAGUAGAGCGGAGCGAACAAGAGGGGGCAUACCUAUGAAUCUGCGAAGAAAUGUAAGAGGGGCUAGAGUUGGUUAGAGCUUUAUAGGUAAAGGUUAGUUUUUUGUUUUUUUUUUCUUCUUAUUUGCGUUUUGAGUUUUCACACAAGGGGUCAAGGAGAGAGUUGGAAUUGAGGAAGCAAGUCAGACGGGUAAAGACAAGUCUUUCCAAAAGCUUUGAGGAGAAAGGGAGCAGGGAUAUGGGACGAUAGUUGGAAGGGGAGGUUGGGUCAAAAGAUGGCUUUUUGAGGACAGGUGCAACAGUAGCCUGUUUAAAGGGAGCUGGGACAACACCGGAAGAAAGAGUGCAGUUGAAGAUGUUCGUUAACGACUUCCCUAGACGAGGGGCGUGAGAUCUGAUGAGGUGGGACAGGAUUGGUUUAAGUGGACACGUGGUGGGACAAGAGGAAAGGAGAAGCACAGCCACCUCCUGUUCAGUAGCUGGAGAGAAGUCUUGGAGGAUAGGGAUGGUAUGGUCCAAGUGAGGUUGAGAUAGUAGUGGAGAGAAUUAAUUCCUUAAGUGUUUAAUCUUGUCAGUAAAGUAACAUGCAAAGCUAUCAGCUGAAAGAUUCGUUUGUGGGGUGGCCACAGCAGGGCAAAGAAGAGAGUUAAAGGUAUUAGAGAUGACUAGGAUUGCAGGAACAUGAACUAAUGAGAGAAGAAAAGUAAGACUGUUUAGCAAGAGUGAGGGCUGUGCUGUAUGAACGCAAGAAAAAUGUAUAGUGUAGAAAGUCUGACAUGGUGUGAGACUUCCUCAAGCAGCAUUCAGCUAAACCAGAGCAUCUCUGCAGGUAGCAUGUUGACUUAGUGUGCCACAGAUGGAGGCACGCCCUCCUUGAGGUGCGUGCUUGGAGCAGGGCUGCAGCGUCUAGGGUAGAGGUGAGGGUAGCGUUUUACGAGGAGAUAGCUGGAGAGGGUAGGGAUGGAUGAGAGUUCAGAAUGGAAAUCAGUCAAGAGCUGCUGGAGAUCAAGAUAAUUCAAAUUCCUCCUGAGUUCAGGGGGAUUAAGUUGAGCAUAUUGGGUGUGGGGGCACUCAAUAACAAAUGUUAGGAGGUGGUGGUAUGAUAGAGGAAAUGGAGUAUUACAGAGAUUGAAAACUGAGCAUGCAUUUGAAAAAGUAAAAUCUAGGGUAUUGCCAGCUACAUGUGUGAGAAUUAGCCUAUUGCGAUAGCCCAAAGGAGGUGAUUGAAAUAAAUUUUGAGGCUACUGAGGACAAGGGUGGCUUAAUGGGAAUGUUGAAAUCCCCAAGAAUUAGGGAUGGGAUAUUGUUUGAAAGGAAGGAAGAAAUCUAGGCAGCAAAAUGGUCAAGGAAGACACGAGGAGAACCAGGGGGCCGAUCUACCCAGAUAAAUCAUUUGGGGUUACAUUAUUGUUAGUUGUCUAGGUGAUUAGCACUUUGUCCUAUGAUUGAAUAGAUCUUGGUCUCUACCCUCUAGGAGCUUAAUUUGUUUCUGAAACAGGCAUGCGAUCAUUUAGAACAAGUAAACAAAUGGCUAAACACAAAUUGUGGGUUAAAGGGUGGGUAUACCACUCCUCCACACAUUCUCUUGUGUUCAGGUUCUCAUUAUGUUCCAUCUCUGUCUGGGUAUCCAUAUGCCCUUGCUUUAUAUGGCCAAUUUCAGGAUAUCUCCUGGAAAACGCUCCAUGCGAGUGGGGUCCUGUUAGAUUUCCAGAGCCUGACUAUUAGGGUGUUAGCUUUAAUGAUAACCAGAUACGUCGGCUUUAGGGAUAAUUUAGUCAUAUCACUUGGAUACAUAAGAUAGACUUUGCUAAGGUGUAGAUUUGAUUUAAUACUACCAGAAGAUAUCCUUGUAAUAUAUCCUCGUCUAAAACUUACACUAACUCUGUAAGUCAGGUGAGAUUGUCUUUUUGACAAAAUAAUACACAGAAGGUAAAUUGUGGAGCUUGCAUUACUUUGAUGAAAUAUUGUUGAUAUAGGUUGAAUCUUUUGGAUUACAUCACAUUUAGAAAGGUAUAACUGCCAUCUGUUGCAAAUUCUAAGCACCUAACAUUUCACAAAUAUUGUUGACACAUAUGGCUAAUAUGAGACAACAGUCAAUCUUUUAUUUAAGUUUUAUUUUCGUCUAUUCUAAUCUUCUACCCUCAUGAUCACACUUCAGUUAUAAGCUCAUUAUUACAAGCAUCUAAAACUACACUGAUAUACACAUUUGCUCUGUAUCCUACGAUGUAACUGUUCCUCCUUUGUUCCUUUAUUUAUUAGUGUCUGUCUUCAGUGGCCACCAGAAUUCCACUUUUUAUAUCAAGUCCAGCGUUAGUCCUGAUGGUCACUUUCUGCUGAGUGGAUCCAGUGACUCCAGUGCAUACAUCUGGCAGGUACGUCACAUGUGUUGUGUUGUAUAAUGGAAUUCAAAGCAUGUGCAAGGAAGACAUUUUAUGUUUCAUGAUAUAUCUACUUGUCUUUCUGACCAUUAUUACGCAGCUAUAAAUUCAGUGGUCCUUGCAAACUUAUUUAAUAAUCAGUAGUGCUGGCAACAGAGUUAUUUGUGUGUGUGUAAGUAGAGGCAAGUCAAGUUCCUGGAGCACAGUCUGACAAAUCAAAAACCAUCUUAUUUCCCUUAACAUCUUGUGGAGUUGGGAGUCUUUAAAGGGAUUCUAUGGUGUUAGAAAUACAAGUUUUUAAAAGGGUUUUAAAAAUAAAUGCUUUAUUUACUCACACAGUGUCCCUCUGUGCUCUGCCAACAUCAUCUGAUGGGGGGGAUCUCAUGCAUGGCAAGGGUGUUUUAGACCCCCCCCUCCAUAGGAAAGCAUUGCCUCUCCUCUGGUGGCUGUGUGACACAGCCACUGGAGGCAGUCUUGGUCUUGCAAGAUAAUUAUUGCAGUUUCUCAAAAACUGCAUUAAUUUACAUUGCAGGACUAAGUGCAACAGGAACACUGCACCCAGAACACUUCAAUAAGAUGAAGUGAUAUGAAUGCCUGUCUUGGGAAGUGUACGUGCUUGACACCCUGGAUUUAACACAAUAUGCUACAGCUUUAUUCUGUAGAUUAGUGAAUGGGCAGUUAACUGGAACUGAUUGACUCUAUAGAACGUACACUUAAGGUGGUUUCAGUAGCUAUGCUAAUAUAUGAUUCAUAUGCUCACUUGCUAAAGGCAUGCAAGUCAGUGAUUCAAAUUCACUAGAGCUCAAAAUAUUCCUCUUUAGAAAGGGGAUACUGGUUUCAUUAUAUCCAAUAAAUGGAAGAUUGUAAAUUAUUGCACAAAAUACUAAAUAAUGUGAGCAGAAUUUCUAUCUUUACUGUUUUCGAAGUACAGAAUGCCAUGGCAGUUAAUAUUUAUUAUUGGCCACAAAAGUACUGUUUAUUGCUUUUUCUUUAAUUAGUUUUGUAUUGCCACAGUUUUGUUACUUUCAUUGAGCGAUUUGUAUGUACAUUCUCACGGUAUGGAUCAAAUGGACCUUCUAGAUUGAAUCUCUUCCAUUCUAAAUAAAUAUAUUUAUUUAUUUAUGUAACUAACUAUGUAAUCUCUAUAUCACUGUGCUUUGUUUUGAAAUGCUUGUCAAAGAUUAGAUUAAAGUUUAUCAAACCUUUAUAAACCGUUUGGGAUCUGUAGCAAUUGUUGCCAUGAAUCAGCAUGCUUUUCUCUACACUUCUAGUAGGUUUGGGGUUUAAAAUGUAGUUACCAUUCAUUACAAUGACACUGUUACCACAUUUAAAAAAGGGUUGUAAUAGCGCAGGUUAUUUUUCUACAUUAAUCAGCUGAUGGUAGAUGCAAGGUAGUAUAAAACAUAUUGUCAAACUGUAUAGAGUUCAAGGGUGACAUACAAGCAUUAGUUAUAAAAUAAAUGAAAUGAACUAAUAAAAACUUUGUGAAAGAAAGUAAAGAUGUGGAGACAGUUGUUCGAUAGUAGCAUAGCUUAUAAUGUGCAGUGUCAUUGCAGCUGUAACUGCCUUCAAGGCAUUAUGGAUUCUUCUAUCACUGGCUGAGGAUAAUAAUGACAGUUACAGCACAUUGAAGGUUGUUAUCACACUAAGCACUCUUAACCGUAGCUUCAGGACAAUAAUGAUGCUAUUUUUAUUUUGAACCCUUUUUUUUUUUUUUACUUUCUCUAAUCUAUAAAUGUCGACCAUUUUUAAUUAACUCACUGCCAGUGUCAUUCUGAUUAAUACAUAUAAUAGGAUAAAUGGUUAUUGUCAUGGCAUGCAGCCUUGUUAAUGAGAUGUAAGCGCCAAUACUCAUCUUUUUCUUUCUGUGGUUAAAUAAAGACAUGUUUGCGGAGUCCAGUGACCUUCCCUAACCUAGUAACUCAGGGUGGGCAUCUCGGAUGUGGAACAAAUGCAGCUCCUUCUCGCCCCCACAGCAUACACUAAUUGCAUGGUAAUGGCUUUCACACAUCUAUUAAACGAGUCAUGAGUCACACUGCACAUUGCUUCAGUGUAUAGGUGAUCUGCUUUAAGUAAGAAGGCAGAUAUCCUUUUUUGAAAGCAUUUGCCAUUGAUCUGUGUUAAGCCUAAACCAGAAAUAUAUUCUGGCAGUCUUUGCAAGAAGUUAAAACUUUUAAAUUUGGAGCUAAAAUGUGAACCUCCGUAUCUACAAGCAUUCCUAAUCUAAAAUGUAUUUAUUGUUCUUUUGUUUAUUCAAGGGGUGUUUUUUUUUUUUUCUCUCUUUAAAAGGAUUACAACUGCCGUAGAUGCAGCUGGCGCACUACAUAAAGUACUGUGAGGAAGUGGGUAGUGUUAGGUUUAUAUGCAAACCGAUUUUGAAAAACUGAGGAGCUUUAUGCCAGUGCUUGGAAAUAGAAACUUUUCAUUUACAAGCUAAAGAUAAUGACCACUGUUCCAAAAAUGUAAUUGUUUAAUCUUAAUCCAAAUGUAAGUUGUUUGUAUAAUUCUAGUUGGGAUGGAUAGUGCUUGUUAUGAUAAAGUAUGCACAUUUUGCAGAGGAAACUGAUUUUGUUGUGUAGACAUGAAUUUUCUUUUAAUAGAUAUAGCUAAUUCCUGAACUUGUUUAAAGAAACACUCUAGGCACUGUAACUGCUUCAUCUCAUUGAAGUGGUUAUAGUCUGUGGAGUAGCCUGGUGAAUUCCCUCUGUUCAGUGUUUAACUGUUUUGGGGGGAGGAGGGGGUUGUGUGGUUGUUUUUUUUUUUUUUUAUGUUUUAGAUUUUUUAGAAUACUAUAAUAAAAAUGUCAUUAAUAACCGCAUAUAAAAUGAUUAAAAGCAUAAUAAAUUAGGCAGUUACAAAUAUCACGUAGCCUUAUGAAACUCAACAAGGGUUACAUAUAUUGUUCACAAACUAAGAGAGGUCCAGAGAUAACACAAUUGGCAAAUGGAUAGUAAGCAAAUGAGUUGUUGUCACUACCAGAUUAUGACAUUUUGGAUGAUACCUUGACAGAAUCCAAAGAUCUAAGAACUUGAAUCCCAAAAGUCAGACAGACCGGCUCCGAUAGUGGGACGAUGAGGGUGGCUUAAACGGGGUUUAGUGCUAAACAAAUGUCAUUGGCAGCUGUGUUGUGCCAUUCCUGCUCAGACUAACAAGCAUUAAUCUACCUUUGCAGCAAUGGGCACCUGUGAUUGGUUGAGAGAGUCUAGCUGACUGCUCACAGCUGCCUAUUGCUCCCUUUAAAAAUACUGUGAGAUUUGUAUGUACCUUUCAAUCUACUCAACUUUUAUUUUGCCUAAGACUGUUGGUCUGACAGCCACUAGAGGAAGUUCCUCAUUAAAGGACCACUCUAGGCACCCAGACCACUUCAGCUUAAUGAAGUGGUCUGGGUGCCAGGUCCUUCUAGGGUUAACCCAUUUUUUCAUAAACAUAGCAGUUUCAGAGAAACUAUGUUUGUGAAUGGGUUAAGCCUUCCCCUAUUUCCUCUAGUGGCUGUCUCAUUGACGGCCACUAGAGGCGCUUGCGUGCUUCUCACUGUGAUUUUCACAGUGAGAGCACGCCAGCGUCCAUAGGAAAGCAUUGUAAAUGCUUUCCUAUGAGACCGGCUGAAUGCGCGCGCAGCUCUUGCCGCGCGUGCGCAUUCAGCCGGCGGGGCGCAACGGAGGCGGAGAGGAGGAGGAGAGCUCUCCGCCCAGCGCUGGAAAAAGGUAAGUUUUUACCCCUUUCCCCCUUCCAGAGCCGGGCGGGAGGGGGACCCUGAGGGUGGGGGCACCCUCAGGGCACUAUAGUGCCAGGAAAACGAGUAUGUUUUCCUGGCACUAUAGUGGUCCUUUAACGACUUCAUGUUGGGUGUGAUCGUACAAAGUAUAGUGACAUCAAACACUGCUGAUGUUUCUCAUAGAGAAGUAUUGGACUGUCAAAUUGCAGCAAUUGCUUCUCAUAGGGCAUAGGUCCCAAAUGUUUUGCAUGAGAAGCAUUGGAUUGGACAUAGAUCAUCAGUUCUGAUCAACUCAAAAGACUGCGCAACUGCUGAAAGGAUAGUGGCCUGCUACCGGCGGCUUUACACAUUUAAUUUUAAAAUGGUGAACCAAAUAAAUAAACCAAAAUAUGAAAUCGUCAAUUUUGUAAAAAUGUUUAAUAUAUAUAUAUAUAUAUAAUAUUUUAUUUUUUUGACGUUUUGUUCUUGGUCGAAUUAAGCUUCCUGUUUUAGAUGCAUUUUGAGUUUUGUUGGUAGGUAAUCUUGUGGUUAAUUUGUUUCCUUUAUAUACAUCUGUAUAUAAAGCUACUUUUUAAGCCUUCGUCUAAAGAGGAAAUUAUAAAAUGUCUUCAUAGUAGGCUAAUGCAAAUACAACUUAAAAUUGAUGGCUUUUGCCCCCAUUCAGUCUGUUUCCAUUAUUGGUCAUCCUUUCAACUGCCUGAGGAUUCUGAGCUAAAUCUGCGACAUAUUUACGAUUAGCAUGUCUGCCAGAAAGUAUAGGCAUAGAGCCUGGCUGGUUUCUGAGCUGUCAUGUUUACCACUAUGCUAGAUAUUACUGUUAGAGAUGUCGCGAACUGUCCACCGGCGAACAAUAGCGUGUUCGCGUUGGGCGAACAUAUCCGAUUUCCGGUCCGCCCCUAUACGUCAUCAUUGAGUAAACUUUGACCCGGAACCUCACAGCCAGCAGACACAUUCCACCCAAUCAGCAGCAGACCCUCCCUCCCAGGAAGUGUCUGCUGACUGUGAGGUUCCAGGUCAAAGUUUACUCAAUGAUGACGUAUAGGGGGUGGACCGGAAAUCUGAUAUGUUCGCCCAACGCGAACACGCUAUUGUUCGCCGGCGGACAGUUCGCAACAUCUCUAAUUACUACCUGUAUUUUGUGUCUGUUUCUGACCAUGAUCUGUCUUGGUUCAUAAUGUUUUUCAUACCAGUGAAAAUCUCUUUAAAAUGCCUGGAGCAAAGUAAAAAUUGGUAUUUAAAUAGAAAAUGUUUCAGUGUUUCUUAGGCUAGCUGUAUUUAUCAAAUGAGUUAAAGUUACAAAGUGCACUGACAAAUUACUCAUAAAUAUCACAUAAUGCUGAACUACCUCACCUGGUGAAUUUUCACAGGCAAAAAAUUGAUCUCUUGCAGAAACUGAAUGUCCUCUUAACCAAUAAUUUGCUAGAUUUAACGAACAUGUGUGUCAUACAGGAUUGUUCACUAAAACCCCAUGUGGGGAAUGCAUAUGCAAGGUGUGUCGGUCACAAUAAAUGACAAAGGUUGUGUAGAAAUCUUCUGCAAGAUUUAUUAUUGGUUAUAUCCUAAAGACACCCCUAUACAAAGUGCAUGCAUUUGUAUUAGUAAUUUGUUACGAUUAUUUUUUUUUUAUUUUUUUUUUUCACAUUUAAUUUGUAGGUUCAACAAUAAAAUCUUGCAUGUUAUUGUUUAGUUUUUGGAUGAUAAUGCAUUGGCAAAAACCAAAAGUAGUAAAUACUCACUGGAUUGUUCAUCUAACACAAUGUUCUCUCCUAAUCUGCCUGCCUGAAGAGAUGUAUAUAUCCUAACUUGUUAGCUGAUGCCUUUUUGUUUUCUAUUUUCAGGUGUCGGAUCCCCAGGUUGCUCCAGUAACAUUGCAGGGACAUAGUCUGGAAGUUACCUCUGUUACUUGGUGCCCAUCGGACUUCACAAAGGUAUUUGUAGAUCUUUAUGAGACUAUGUCCUGUGAUGCUCUUUUGGAUGAAGUGUGUAAUUAUUUUUUGAGCUAUUCCAAUUUGCUUUUUAGCAUCAUGCAAUGCAGUAAUGAUUUUUAAUUCAGCUCUGCAGUAACUGCAGCUGGGGGACCUAAUUUCCCCAUGGCUAAAGGACAUGCUUUGCAUUUAGAUUUUUAAUGUAUAUAUUAUCGGAGGACUGAUGUGUAUUAUCUGCAUAAAAGCUUGUAUUAAAAAUGGAACCACUGAUAUUUUCACGUUUUGUCAAACUAACAAUUUUGAAAAAACUUUUUUUUUUUUUUUAUUCUUUAUUUUUUCGCAGUCAACUUGUGACAUUCAAUAAAGCAUAACAUUGCGGUUAACCAUUUACAUGCGGUUGGUAGAAUAUCAAUGUAGCCUGCGGUUUUUUAUUUAUUUAUUGUAAUGUAGCGUGUUACUGCCAUAUACCUGCCUCCACUGGUCGUGGUAGUGGGGGUAGAUGUCUAAGGCAUGUAUGGCUGUUCGUUAGCAAAAAUGAGUGAGAAGUUGUGUGUCUCUAGAGUGGACAAGACGUUAUAGGAGUGCAGCUCCACAUGGUUGAGUGGGUGUUAGUGGAUACUAGCGUGGGGCUAGAGGGGGGGAUGGGUAGGUGGUCUUUAGGGAGCCUGUGUUCCCGGGUUAAUCCCAGUUGCGGCUCAUUUAGGUUUGUCUGGUGGGAAAGAUGGUUAUGGUCCUUCCCUGCUUGUGUUGUAUAUAAUGCGUAGCAUUUAAGUGUUGUCUGAGUAAAGGAAAAUACAAUAAUAACUAAUAAGUUAUGCUGUGCUAACUGUGCAUCUGUAAGAUGCUGGCCCCAUGAGGCACUUAUGUCGUAAUAGGUGAGAAAGCAAGGUUUAAACGAAAAUAAACAGAGAAAAUAGUCUCCAGAGUCAAGUAUUUGCUCGGCUGGGUAAACUCCUAUUGGCCGGGAUGAACGGGAUAGCAUUAGCCAGGUCCCAAGCUGUCGGUGCAGACGUUGCGGUGUGGUCAGUUGCCUUGAUCUCCGAUGCCUCAGUCACCCUGAUCUCUGUGUUCUGAUGCUGGAUGAGUAGCAUUCGUGUCGGGCCCCAGCGGUAUUUGAGUCCCUUUGACGAUAAUAUGGAUGUGAGGGGACGUAGUGUUUUUCACCACUGUAGGGUCUGGUGGGAGAGAUCGGAAUAGAAGGUGAUAUCCAUCUCCUCGAACCGGAACGGGGGUUUGCCUCGUACUGCGCUCAUAACUGCUGUCUUGUCCUGGCCAUUUUGAAAUUUGACCAGUAUGUCGCUGGUGUUGGAGGCUGUGGCUGAGGGAGGCCUGGGGAGCCGAAACAUCCCAUCCAGUGUAAUGCCCCUGGCUUGUUUGGGAGAGAGAAGGGCUGUGAAGAGCCUGUGCAAGCAGUGUGGUAAUUCUGCCUGGGUGAUAUUGUAUGUGAGACCCCUGAUUUUCAGGUGUUUCCACCUUCUUCUAUCCUCCAUGGCUGCAAGCUGGUGGCUUACAGUGUUGUGAGCUGUGGUGAGGGUGCCUAUCUGGGUCUGUAGCUCCAGGAUGUGGGCUGUAUGUGUUGUGGUGGUGAAUCCCUUAAGGUCCUCUCUAACCUGUGAGAUUUCAGACAGACUUUGACGGAGGUCCGCCAGGAGGCCGGUAAGUAUUUCUGUGGUGAGCAGUGCUGACCCUUUGGCUGCUGACUGGGCAGGUUUUGGAGGCUAUAUUCUCUGCUCCCCCAGAUUGUGAAGGGAGUAGUCUUCCGAUUCAUCAGAGAAAUCCUCCAGGUCCGCCGCCAUGUCAGUUCAACCUGCUCCAUACGGCCCUCUCAGGAGGUCGCCGAUAUCGGCGCAGAAUCUGGGUCUAUCUGGCCGGGUUUUUUUUUGUUUUCCUCCCCAUCAUUUGUGGUAUCGUCUUGUGCUUAUUGGGAGGGUAUACACCCCGUAUUUCAGCUGGUUGUAGGCUUUUUUUGCCUGUUAGUCAGAGCUCCGGGAGAUUGCUACCGUUGCUGUUGAGUGCUAGCUCCGCCCGAAAAAACUUUAAGAGCAGUUUCAAACAUGCUUGGCAGCCUUUAACCCCUUAAGGACCACAUUUCUGGGAUGAAAGGGAAUCAUGACAUGUCACACAUGUCAUGUGUCCUUAAGGGGUUAAGAUCAGGUAAUAAGUUUUCAGGCUGCAGUUCAAUAGUUUGAUAUGGUUGUGAAGCUCUAUGUGCAGAAGUGGUAUAGAAGCUUUGUACUGUGUAAGAAUCAUUCUGCUUUUAGUCUCCGGAGCAUUUGAACAUAUCAUGAAAUGGUAUUCAAAGUACUGGAAUGUGUCCGUAUUUAUAUUAUGAUGUCGGAUUGUCUCACUUUUGUGACUGCUAAAACUAGUGUGCCCCCUGUGUAGAUUGCGACCUGUUCAGAUGACAACACUGUGAGAAUAUGGAGGUUAAAAAGAAAUUCUGGAGAACAAAAAAUGGGAUCUGUUGGUUGGGCUUCUCAGAAGAAAUCUAAUGAUCGCACAGGUAAGCAUUAAUUGUAUGCAAAUUGCACAUUCUAUACUGUAAUUACCACAAUAGGAGGGCUUGGUGCUUGUAUUUUUCUCUGCUCAUUGAACACAAAUUUUAAAAAAAUUAAAAAUCAGAAGUUAUCUACUGUGGUUUUAUUUUUUUAAUUCAUGGGUAUACUACAUGAUUAUUUAUAGGUUAUUCAUUGAUUGAUUAAAAGUGUGAAAUGUUUUGCUGCCAGGGAUACAAUUAAUGAGUUGUACUCAGUGGCCCAAUUUUGUAUUUUCUUUUCUUUUAGUGUGUUCUGCUGUUAUAGUAACCUUUUGUAAUGUGCAACCACUCCUACUAUUCAUUUGUGUUACUAGGAAAGGAAAUGCAGUUUUGCUAUAUCAAUGUAACUCAUAGGUGCAUAGCCAAAGAUUACAGCUCUAUGGUUAAUGUAAACAUUGUUAAUCUUUCAUCUGUAGUAAACCUUUUUUUAUGUCGAGAUAUGAAGGGAGCUAUUAUGGUGCAACUUUCUAAAAGUAUAACAGUUGAUAGCAACAUUCCUUUGCCCUCAAAGCUUUUCUUAACAUUUGCUCUUUAACAAAACAAAAAAGAUUAGAAACUGCUAUAUAUUCUGUUUAUAAUUCAACAUGCGCUUUUUUUUUUUCCUCCUUAUAGCUGUGUCCAAACUUUGUUGUACUCCUGGUAAAACAACCUCAAUCCAUAGAAGUCCUGGAAUUACUUCCCCAACACCAGCUAGUUGUGCUCCAAGUAAUACAGGUGAUCUCCCAUUGCCUUCUGUCACAGCAGCAUCCACCAUGCUAAUUUCAAAACUGCAGACUCCUACGAGGAAAAAGGUGGACAGUAUCACAGGGUCUCCUAAACAGUUGUCCACUACAAAGAUUUCUCUCAAGGACUGGGUCACUCGCACACCAAAGUCCUGCACAUCAGGGACAGAUUCAAAGACUCCUUCUCCUCGUAAAGCAUUCACGCCCAUAGAACAAUACUCAACCGUACCAAGCUCAAGAGGCCCACCUCAGCAUGAGAAAAGGGUUAAGAGGCGGCUUGAGACCAGCUCUGAAGACAUGGAGCACGACUGUGUCAGCACUUGCAACUGUGUGACAGAACUGGAGCCUGGCCUGAAAAAAUCCAAGCUGGAUUUGUGUUCCUCAGAUGGCAAUACUGACAUUGAUCUGGGAUGUUUAAGCCUUGCCACCUUAAGUAAAAACGGUGAGGGUAAGUCUGCUUCAAAUCUUGAAAGUGUGGCUUUGGUAGAGGACAUUGAAGUGCGCCCUGCUCUUGUAUCUAGUGGACUUCCAGAUAAGGAAAACAGCUCCCCUGAAAAGAACUGGCUUUCUGCCUUGGGUAACAAACUAAAGACUGACAAACCUUGUAACCAGAGCAAAAUAAGCAGCAGUCCAUCUUCAAGGAAUGGUAGCGCAAAGAAGCAUCAGACGAAGAGUAUUACUAAUUCACCCACAACUGUGAGUAUUUUCAUUAUCGUCUAGUCAUUCAUUUAAGUUUGGAAAUUUCCUUUAGCAAAUGGUAUUUGCGUUUUCUUAGCAGUUCUACAAAUAGUUUUUUGUUUUGUCCGCAUGACAGCCAAUGACUGACUUAAUGAUUAUAGGAAAGCUGUAAUUCAGGUUUGCUACAUUAGCCCCCUCAUUACACAUAUUUGGUUUUAUUUUGAAGAGUAUAUAAAAAGUGAAGUGAAGAAAGGUGCACUUUGGUUGCUGGCUCUAUUGUAACACACAGAGUGUGUCCUAGAUAGUGUCACCACCAGCAUGCUGUUAUCAAUGCAAACUUACAAAAAAAGCUUAUACUUUGGCUUUACAGUAAAGACACCUUUGGAUAUUAUACAUUUCCAUGUAUAGGUUAAGUCAGAGCAUAAUGAUUACUGGCUAGAAGCGAGUGGAAAGUGUGAGGCCCGUUGCAUGGUAUGUAUGCAUGGGACACAGUAUAUACUUCUUCGGCACUGGUGAAUCUUCCAUUGAAUGAAUCACGCAAUGUGCAACAAGAUGCCCGUCGCUCACUAACAUUGGCUGAGUGUUCAUAAAUAUAUCUCCUUAUUUUGCCAACAUUGGACUUUACCAUAAGACAAAGUAGGGACUAGUUUGUGUGGUGUUUUUUUUGUUUGUUUGUUUUUGUAAAUGUAUGUUUAUUAAUGGAACACUAUAGACAUCCAGACCACUUCAACUUAUUAAAGUGGUCUGUGUGAAGUGUACUUGUCCCUAUAAGGCUGCAAGUGAAAUGUUUACAUUGCAGGGUUAAAAUUGCCUGUAGCAAUUGGGGGGUGGGGGAUGUUUAACACAUUAAUCACCAGGUGGGGGGCGGGCCUAUAGUUAAUUGCAGGACACUAUAGCAUUGGCAAUACAGUUUUGUAUUCCGAACGCUAUAGCUUUCCUUUAAGAGUUUUUAAAGAGAUUAAAAAGACAUGCAAAAUCCAUGAAAGAGACCUGGUGUAAUGUACUUGCAAGUCUCAACAUUUGCAGAAGGAAAGAAAUCCUCUCCAGAUUGGUGGCAGCAUAGUCGAACAGCAGACAUUGAGUAUUUGGAUAAUGGUCUGAAAACCCUAUCAAAUAAUUUCCCAAUCACAAGGUGCUUAUCAAAGGAAGUAUACAUAGAAAACCAAAAUGGUAGGAAUUGCUAACUUUUAGUCCCUGGCGGUGAUCUUCACAAGAUUCCCAUUUCUUGAUAAAUGCAUGGCUUUUUUAUGUUAAAGGAUUACGUCACGCAUCGUGACUACUUCAGCAAAGUGGUCAUAGUGACUGUUGUCUGUAUGUGCAGUGUCACUGAGGUGUCAUCAGCCACCCCAAAACUAGAGCCCCAGGCUGGUUAAUUUCAAGUCGGGGGGUGAGGGGGCACACAGUUGCUAAACAAUUUGUCCGCGUAAUCCGGCUUAGGGUAUUCCAUAACCAGGCUUGGAGUAAAACCUUAAAAUCCAUAAUGGAAAAAAAAAAUAGUUGGGGAUGGAAAUUCUUUUCUUCCUGAAGUUUUUCUCCAUUGCCUACCUUUUAUAAUAUUUACUGCAAUGCCUGUUGAUACAGUGGGAGUUUGUUACUGCUAUAUCAACCCGGAUUUGUUGCAUCCACUUAGCAGUUCUUCCACAAGACAGACAUUUUACAGUGAAGCCGUGUGCAAAUUUUACAAAUACUCUGCCAAAUGGUGACUUGUGACCAUUUUGCUUUAACAUUUCUACUUCUUUUUAUAGGCUUCAACUACGCCUCGUUCAAUGAGGAAGAUUUGCACCUACUUUGUCAAAAAGCCAUCCGAGUAAGAACAUGCAGAGAAUGAAGAAAUCUCCUGUUUUCAGGAUAUCUGUUUGUCCUCGGCUGUAUCUGACAGUGGAGAAGUCUCUUUAUUUCCAGAAUUAUUUUAAAAGAAAUACUACUACAAAUGUUUUUGUUUUUAGUUGAGAUAUCUCUGUUUUUGUCACUUCACAUCUUACUUUUCUGCCACUCUGUCUUAAAAACUGAGAGUUCGGAAGGCUAGCUGCUGGAUCACUCUCCGCCCUUGGUUGCUUAACUCUAAUGCACCAGUCAACGUUCCAUAUUUGAAUUUUGAAGUUGCACUCGUGGAGGGCCAGGGCUGAAUUUUAAUGUAUUCAAACUUUAAUCUAUACAGUGCAAAAUACAUGUAUAGAAGAUCUUUUAAAUACCAGCAUUUUGUAGUGGCCAUAAUGUGAGAAGUUGCUGCAAAAAAUGUUACGUCUGAGUCACAAUACAAAGUAUGUCCUUGAAUAAUGGAUAGCAUGCAACCACACUUUAGACAUUGUGAGUGAAAAAGGAUGUACUACUGGUGACUUAAGUUGUUCGGCUUUUUUUUCUGAUGGCAUUAAAGUAUAAGCUAAAGAUAGAAUGUAGGAGUAACGGGUAUUCCGUGCCAUGUGGCUAGCGCAAUAUAUAGGUAUUGUGAUGCCACACAUAGUGUCACAAUUUUGUAUUUGUAUGUUCUAUAUGUAUCGAAAUGUAUGAAGACCGUUUGGUAAGCAAAGCACUUUUUAUAAAAUCAGAAACUGUGACAGCUAGAAUAACAUUUUACUUGGUAGUAACUGAAUUUUAAAUUUCAGCAGGUAUAUGCAAGCUAUGUUAGACUUGUGAAGCAAUGACCGCUUAAUUAUAGACAAAAUCACAUUACUUGUAGACAGCCACCAUACCACAUUUCAAUCAGGGUUGUCCAACCUUUUGAACUACAGUUCCCAUAAUUUGUUGCCAGGCUGAGGUUGUAGAUCUGAUUUUUAAUGUAUGUUAGGUUUUAAGAACUCUGGGCAUGGUUAUCCAAAAAUAGAUUUUUACUGUUUUAAGGACUCCAAUGUUCAUGCAUUUGUAUAGAGUUUUGGGAUGGAGAAUUUUAAAAACUAUAGAGUGGGCCAUUUGUUACAUGAUGGCUUUUAACAAUAUUGGUUAGCUUAUAAAAUGUUUUAUUUUUAAAUUGUAUACUGUUUUUCUGUGUAAAUGAAGCACUGCUACAACAUAUUGAUAUUAACUUUGUAAAUAUAAAUAUUAUGCAAAUA
Messenger RNA from Pelobates cultripes (western spadefoot toad), 26353 nucleotides. Lineage: Eukaryota; Metazoa; Chordata; Amphibia; Anura; Pelobatidae. The record is from the annotation of a GenBank genome assembly.